CACUGUUAUCCACAUUGGAGUUUGCUUCGUAGUAGGAACAGCAAGUAAAAAUGGCUAAAGCUAUAAGGGGGAGAGUUUGGCUCCUUUUGUUUUUUAUUUUCGCUUAUAGUUGCCACGCAAAGGACUUGUACACUUUUAACGCAUACAGGGUAUCCUGUGACCAAGUCAGUCCUAAAUUGGCCCACAACUACUCAUGCUUUACUCGAAGCAUAAAUCGAACUGUCAAGGCUCACACUAUCCGGAUCACACUUCUCCCGAACGUGACCCUUAACGAUAUGCACCUCCACAUGACUUACAAUCAGAGAAUUAACAACGCAUACCGACGAACAAUAAGUGAUUUUGAGCAAGAUUUUUGCAAAUUCUUGGAUGGAAAUCUCAGGAGUCCUUUGAUAAAAAUCCUGUGGCCGUAUUUGAGAAAAACUAGCAACAUGGCGAAUCGAUGCCCUUAUUCAGGUCUCAUCAAUAUAACCGACCUCGUGUUCGGAGAUGAAUAUCUUCCACCCGCUCUCCCUGAAGGAUACGCAAGGCUGGAUAUUCACGUCCGAAAUGGAAAAGAACGUACAUCGGUGGUGAAUUUGAGAUUUUUUAUUGAAGUGAAACCAAAAGGUGCUGUUAAACUGGAUUUCUAAUUGAGCUUUUAAUUUUUCUGAUUACUAAGAAUAAUUUGUCAAAUGCACCAUUUCUGGAAGGACAUUUUAUUUUUUUUCGAAAUGUUCACA
Molecule: messenger RNA, 719 nt
Organism: Hermetia illucens (black soldier fly)
Lineage: Eukaryota; Metazoa; Arthropoda; Insecta; Diptera; Stratiomyidae
Exons: 4
Coding region: 51-629 (192 amino acids)
Source: RefSeq, a predicted model, not a curated record